UACAAGUGGCGUUCGUCAGGGUUGCCCGAUUUCCCCGUUUUUGUUCAAUUUCGUCGUGGAUUCUAUCAUGGAGUGUUCCCUGACGGAAUCCAACGAUGUAGGCGUUGAAGUGCUGCCUGGUGAACGGUUAGUUGAUCUAGAUUAUGCGGACGAUAUCGUCUUGCUUUUCGACAAUGUUGAGGCGGCACAAUCAACCCUGAAUAGCCUGUCCAGAGUGGUACCAUUAUUUGGUAUGCACUUCGCACCUUCAAAGUGCAAAGUGUUGCUGCAGGACCACCAGCCACUUGAUGACCCCUUGACGCUUGCUAACGAGGAACUCGAGGUGGUUGAUCAUUUCACUUACCUUGGCAGCUGCGUCAGCAAUGAUGGGCGCAUAGAAACUGACGUGAGCUCACGCAUUGCAAAGGCCAGAGCUGCCUUCUUGAACCUACGACAUCUUUGGCGACAGAACGGAGUUUCCCUCCGUCUGAAAGGUCGUGUAUACAAGGCCACAGUGAGGGCCGUUCUGCUGUAUGGUAGUGAGACUUGGCCCCUUCGGUCUGAAGAUCUGAGGCGCCUUCAAGUCUUUGAUCAUCGUUGUUUGCGAAGCAUUGCCGGUGUCAGAUGGCACCAGCGUUUCCGCAACGAUGAUGUGCGUAGGCGAGUACUAAGUGGUGAUGAUCAUGCUAGCACCCUAGAACAACAGAUAGCACUGAAUGAGUUGCGUUGGCUCGGGCACGUGCUACGUAUGCCUGGUCACCGCUUACCUAGGAGAGCCUUGUUUAGUCUGCCAGAUGUAGGGUGGCGCAAGGCUCGAGGUGGACAGAAGUUGACUUGGCAGCGGGAAAUGAAGUUACUGACAACCAAACUGGGUGCCGUUGGUCCGUCUCGCCUUCCGGGUUGGAGUCCACUUGACUCACCCUGUGCUUGGCUCGAGACUUUACAGGACAUGGCUCGCAGUAGACACCAGUGGCGCGUCUGCUGCCGUCUCCUAAUCGGAUUGUCU
Molecule: messenger RNA, 985 nt
Organism: Dicrocoelium dendriticum
Lineage: Eukaryota; Metazoa; Platyhelminthes; Trematoda; Plagiorchiida; Dicrocoeliidae
Source: the annotation of a GenBank genome assembly